This is a messenger RNA of Melitaea cinxia (Glanville fritillary), 637 nucleotides long. Its product is annotated as chorion class B protein PC10-like. The transcript is spliced from 2 exons. Gene Ontology annotation, molecular function: structural constituent of egg chorion. Gene Ontology annotation, biological process: multicellular organism development; chorion-containing eggshell formation. The coding region runs from base 1 to 537 and encodes 178 amino acids. Gene Ontology annotation, cellular component: egg chorion. The record is from RefSeq and is a predicted model, not a curated record. Lineage: Eukaryota; Metazoa; Arthropoda; Insecta; Lepidoptera; Nymphalidae.
AUGUUUCAGGCUGUUCUUUUGGUCUGCGCUCUGUCGCUCAUGAUCCAGACUAUUUCUGGUGCAUGCAUUGGAGUUGGAAUUGCUGAACCUUGUGGCUGCGCAGGAUCACUUGGUCAAUUUAGUAUUUAUGAUGGUAUGAGUACUUAUGGUGCUAGCGGAGGCUAUGGAUCCACUUCUAUCGCUGCAUCAUAUGGUGGAGGUCUUGAGGUAUCAAGCGUUUCUUCAUAUCCAAGUGGAUUGUCAGUUCUUUCCGAAAACACGAUAGAAGGACCUCUCGCAGUUGUUGGCGCUUUGCCAUUCUUGGGAGCUGUGGCUCUAGAAGGUUCGCUGCCAACUGCCGGCGCUGGCGCUGUCAACUACGGCUGCGGAAAUGGAGCUGUUGCUAUACUCGAAGAAAAUGGUCCUGCUGUCAACGCUGCGUCAAUGGGCUUUGGUUCCUAUGGCUAUGGAUUUGGUAGCGUCGAUGAAUAUGGUUGCGGAUUCAGUGGAAUUCCUGGACGUUUCCGGUCUGGUUGUGGAUGCAGUGCUCAUAUUUAAAAUUGACUCUUCUAUUCGAGUGAACAGUGUUAUGGUGAAAUGUGGCAUUAAAAGCAAAAUUGUCAUUUUUGAUACUUUGAAAUAUAUUUUCUACUAAUUA